Molecule: messenger RNA, 2670 nt
Organism: Prorocentrum cordatum
Lineage: Eukaryota; Dinophyceae; Prorocentrales; Prorocentraceae
Source: the annotation of a GenBank genome assembly
AGGUUCCUUUUUGGCUCAAGGCCGCAUCCGCCCAGAGGCCAUCUGCACGUGCGUGCCUGGGGCGGCGUCGGCGUGGACGCCCCACGGAUCCCCCAACUUGGCCACCGGAGGGGGUCCGCGGGGCCUCCACUGCAGGGGGCCCGCGCCAGGCGCAUUCCAGCCUGACACUGCCGACGAUCACGGGGCAAGGAACGCUGGCUCACCUGCCGUUGCCAUGGGGCCCGGGGCGGCGCCAGCGGGGGCCCGCUUCAGCAGGCCGGUCCGGCUCGCGCUCUGGCAGGGCGCGCUGAACGCCCCUGGCGAGUGGGAGGCCGAGCUGCGGGAGGUCGCCAGGUCGGCCAAGGAGGGCGGGGCCGAGUUGCUGCUGACGCCAGAACUGUGCCUGCCCGGGUUCCACUUCUUCGGCCAUUCCGGGUUCUCGGCCCAGCGCGAGGCGGUGGAAGCGCGGAUCGCCACCAUCGCCAGCGAGGAGGGGCUCGCGUUGUGCGUCGGGUACGCGGAGAGGAGACAUGGCGCGCGUGAUUUUUGGAACACGGCCGUGUUGGUUGAUUCGGCCGGGCAGGUUAGGCACCGUUACCGCAAGCACCAUUUGUGGGGCAAUGAGGCGAAUCUCGGCAUCGUGGCCUCGGACGAGGACUUGGAGGUGGUCGAGGGGCCCAAAGGUGUCCUGAAUUGUUGUCCUGCCAAUGGCCACACAAAAUACUUUGAGCGGGAAAGCUUGCCGCUGUUAUUAAAGGUUCGUUCUUGUCCAGAUGGGGCAUGCCGCCGAAAACAAGAACAACUGUACACUUGAUAAUGCUACGCCAAACCUCUGGCCGACAAGACGCUUAAGAGUGGGAAGAGCCUCGCGCAUAGCCAAGUGUUUGCGCGCUGUUUCUAUUGAUUACAUCCACAUGCACUGCACACCUUCAAAAAGUGUCAAUGUAUUUGUUAUUUGCCUUCAGGCCUGUCCCACCACUGUGCCUGGCUUGCGGGCGCGAGGUGCGGUGGAGGGGUAUGGAUUUCCACAUCCCAAACAGGCAGAAGAGGUCGUUGUGGAAACCGAGACCUACGCCCAGAGGGCUUGUGGGAGUUCGAUGGUGUCUCGAUGCUGUCUCGAUUGAUGUGUGAUAUUGUUGCGGUGGUGCGUCGAUUGCAUUAUGAUCGCAUGUUUACGUUCAUCUUGUGAUAUUCUCAUUGUGUCUCUUGAUUUGUGCUACGUCCUAUCGAUUGUUUGAUGGCGUUCCCAUUGAGCCAAUUCGCUUUCUUGCUCUGCAGUUGAUCCUAAACCAGGGCCAGAACAGAGAGCACGGCAGUCUGUCUUUCGGGUCGUGUUUUCCGCCGUUGGAGAGGUGCAUCGAUCUCCGCAUUAAGAAAACAUCAUGAUUUGUUUUCAGUCGCGGCAACAUGCGAGCAGAGGUCGUCGUCGCCCAUUUGAUUGUGUCUUCGCUCGAGCCGUUGGGAGUGAGCUAUUCCGUGUUGGUCCGCCCUUUUGUUCUUUCUAGUUUAGGGGAUGGGACAUCAAAACGGUCACGCGAGAUAUUUUUCGGGGCCAGGAUGGGUGUGCGAUCACAUGCGGGCAGGGAGCUUGGUAGCUGCACUGGAAAAGCAAAGUAUCGUAGAGGAAGUCAGGAUCGUAGCCUAUUGCGCGACGCAGUGAACCCAUGCACCACGUCACAGUUGCUCCUCGGCGGCUCGAGGUGUUGCAGCGAUCUCGGGAAUCCCGGAAGCAGUAUACCCGCCCACUACCGGCUCCAGGAGGAGGAGCAACAGCAGAUAGAGACAUGUAAAGAAUCGGGAGCCUCGAGAUGGGGGUCCUUGUAAAAAGGGGUCAGCCAGAGCGCCGGAUCUUGCAGGAUCCUGCAAAGCCAGGGGCGCUUUGACCCAGGCUAGCGCGCAGGAUGCUGCAGUGCCCUGCAGGAUUUUGCAGGAUCCUGCAAAGCCCGACUGACCCAGGUUUGCAUUGACCUGGGCUAGUACGCCCCCGAAAGAAAGGGUGUGCGGAGGGAGGAUAUCCCAUGCCGGCGUCAAGAAGCUGCAGCAGGUCCCCAUCGGGGGGCCAUGAAGGAGCUCAGACGUGGUAAAUCCGAAACUCUGGCAAGGAAAGCUGAAUAUUGAAGGUCCUGGACGGCGCAGUGGAAACAGCAGCAGCGUGAAGCGAAGGGACGGAGUGGAGUGCAAAACCUCAUCCGACCAACGCCGAGAUCGACGAAGCCGUUGCCGAUGCCGCUGUCGACGCUGCCGACGCCGACGAUGACAGGCCGACGUCGUCCACGGCGCCACGCCGUCAUCGUCGUCGUCCUCGGCGUCUUUCACGUCGACGUCGUGCCGACGGCGUCAUCUCGUGCCUCAUCCGACCGGCGCCGAGAGACGGAGAGGUUGUCGAGCUGGACUUCCCCGGGCCGCCUUCGCCCUGCCGGGUCCGGGUCGGGGUGCUGAUCUGCUACGACGUGGAGUUUCCCGAGAUGGGCGGGAACUAAGGCAAUGCAUCACAGGCCAGCGAAGAGGCCCGCUCACGGCAAGUAGGCACUCUAGUCGGGUAUGCUCCGAGCCGCCCAGCCACGACGUAACCCCACACCAUUUCAUCGGAGCGUCCGUCGAAGGGCCACCACCCGUCUGCCGCAAGAGGUACCCCUCCCUGCUAUGGCUUUCCGUAGGAGUAGUAGUAGUAGUAGUAGUAGUAGUAGUAGU